GUUAUGAAAUAACCUUCAGCCUGUUGAACCCUGACCCUGUGUCUCACCAUCUGCACUGGGACAUAGAGGCGGCAGUCCAGAGUUAUAUCCAGCCUCUCCUGUCUAAGCUGGCCCCGGUGGCCGACUUCAGUCUGGACUCACAGAUCCUCUACUACGCUGUCCUAGGAGUCAACCCACGAUAUGACCCCUCCCUCAACGCCUACACACUCAACGCUGACAGCCUGUCUCAYGUCAUUAACCCCGUAGAGGCCAGGCUGGGCUCCAGCGCCGCGUCAUCCAACCCCGUCCUGAACUUCUUGCUGUACGUUCCAGACGCACGUCACUCCCCCCUCUACAUCACCGACCACCGCAAAUACACUGUCGACUCCAACGCCUUCAGCUCCCCGCGGUGGGGUGGCAUCAUGGUGUAUAAUGUCAAUGGGACAGAGCUUCCUGUUGACAUCAACAUAGACAUGACCAGAGUGAUGGGAGUCUUCCUAGCGCAGCUACGGCUGAUGUURGGUGUCCAGUCGUCAGCCCCUCCCCCUGGCUUCCUGGUUGGCCCGUGUGGCCCMGCGGGAUUGGCUGACUGGGAGUUGGAUCGCCUCCUGUGGAGUCGCAGUGUAGAGAACGUUGCCACGGCAACGACAACCAUCACCUCAUUGGCCCAGCUGCUGGACCAGAUAGGAAACAUCGUCAUCAACGACAACAUCGCAGAACAGGUGUCGGCGGCAGUUGCCUCUCUCCAGUUGGCUGUGGGUCAGUUGGAGGCGGGGAACCUGGGCCUGGCCCUGCAGUACAGUAAGGAAGCUAUCCUCCAAUCAGAACGAGCCUUCUUCGACCCCUCCCUCCUCCAYCUCCUCUACUUCCCUGACGAUCAGAAGUUUGCCAUCUACAUCCCUCUCUUCCUGCCCAUGUGUGUCCCCAUCCUGCUCUCACUGCUCAAGAUGGCCGCCGAGGCCCGCCAGAGGCGAAGGGAGAGACAGGACAAGAAGGACUGAGACUCAGACUGAGGUUAUUGAGACGGAGAGAUCGACCGAUGAACGGGCACACGCACAGUUGGUUCACUGAUCAACAAAGUGUUUAAAGGAAACUGGACUCAGAAAUUAUUUGAAGACCAUUAGAAAUACAUGGGGCCGUAUUGAUGAACCUUCUCACAAUAGGAGUGUUGCUUUAGGAUCAGUU
This is a messenger RNA of Salvelinus sp. IW2-2015, 1164 nucleotides long. RefSeq names its product phosphatidylinositol glycan anchor biosynthesis, class S (gene pigs). Gene Ontology annotation, biological process: attachment of GPI anchor to protein. The record is from RefSeq and is a predicted model, not a curated record. NCBI's taxonomy places the organism in Eukaryota, Metazoa, Chordata, Actinopteri, Salmoniformes, Salmonidae. Gene Ontology annotation, cellular component: GPI-anchor transamidase complex.